This is a messenger RNA of Oncorhynchus masou masou (cherry salmon), 753 nucleotides long. Its product is annotated as probable E3 ubiquitin-protein ligase makorin-1. The record is from RefSeq and is a predicted model, not a curated record. Lineage: Eukaryota; Metazoa; Chordata; Actinopteri; Salmoniformes; Salmonidae. Gene Ontology annotation, molecular function: ubiquitin protein ligase activity; metal ion binding. The coding region runs from base 1 to 753 and encodes 250 amino acids. The transcript has 4 exons. Gene Ontology annotation, biological process: protein polyubiquitination.
AUGUCGGCCCACCACUUGAACCUCGACAAAACAGAGCUGCUCUUCCUCUCUCCCGGGGAAGGUCUGCUCACUCCAAGACCCCCUGAAAUGUUUGAACACUCUAAAGAAGACGUGCCGUCGCUGCCACCCCCUGCCUCCGCCUGCGCCCUUCUCACUCCUACGUCCCUCGCCGCCAGCGCUCCAGCCCCCGUUCCCAGUGGAUCGGCGGGUGGUCAGUCGGCAGACGGCCCAGAGAACCCUCAUGGAUCAGGGGCAGGGGACUGGGUUAUGGCGGCGGAGUUUGUACCAGGCCAGCCAUACUAUUGUGGAAGGGACCCGGUGAAGUCUGAAGGCUCGGGGAUGAGUCCUCUGAUGGAGCGAGAGAAAGACCCGGCGGGAGACGAUAAGGAGUUGAGGAAGACUCUGUGUCCCUACGCCGCCAUGGGGGAGUGUCGCUACGGACUAAACUGUGCCUAUCUCCACGGCGACGUGUGUGACAUGUGCGGUCUGCAGGUGCUCCAUCCCUUCAACGACGCACAGCGAUCAGAACACACCAAGGCUUGCAUCGAGGCCCAUGAGAAGGACAUGGAGCUGUCGUUUGCCAUCCAGCGCAGUAAGGACAUGCAGUGUGGCGUGUGUAUGGAGGUGGUGUUUGACAAGGCCAACCCAGUGAGAGACGUUUUCAUCCUGUCCAACUGCUGCCACUGCUACUGCCUCAAGUGCAUCCGCAAGUGGAGGAGCGCCAAGACGUUCGAGAGCAAGAUCAUCAAGUAA